Molecule: messenger RNA, 228 nt
Organism: Aspergillus calidoustus
Lineage: Eukaryota; Fungi; Ascomycota; Eurotiomycetes; Eurotiales; Aspergillaceae
Source: the annotation of a GenBank genome assembly
AUGGCGUCCGCGGUGUUUUUCAAGAUCUCGAGGCUUGAUUCUAGUGCGCAGACCAAGCUCGUGUCAUUCAGAACCAGGGCGGAUGGUGUGGCCGAGGUCAUGGAAUUGGUGAGAGGUGGCAGGUACGAUGUGGAAGAGGUCUUUACAGCUGCGACGGACGCUGUAACGGAGACUGAGUGGCGAAAGGAUUCCAGCCAGGGUCAACUUCGCUUGUCGGCGGUUCUGUGA